AUGGUGGACCGAGAUAUACAUAAUUCUGAUUCGCGAAAUCCAACUGUUCAAAGAUCAAAGUCAAUUGGUGCUCGGUUACACUUCAGCUAUACUGGAAAAAAAACCGAAAUCAGGGGAAGCUCUAGUUCUCGACCCAAACUUUCGGAUACUGUUGGAGGAAGUACUACAGUAGGAAACAGUAUUGUAGGAAGCAAUCGCCUACUUCGGCAAUCAACAUUCGAUUACUCACACCUCACCAGCACCCCAUCCACUCUCUCCCCUCCAAUUCCAAGAAGAUCAACUCAAGUGUAUAAUGAGCCCGUAGUAAUUCCAAAAGUUGAAUCUGCUUCGUUGUUUCCACGCACAACUAACUCUCGUGUUUCUCAAGAAGUUCCAUAUUUCUACGCCGAAGCGUCUUCUGCACCAAUGUCGUCGUCAUCUCAUCUCGCGGCAAAAAACAUCACCCAGGCAACUUCCCCCACUCUACUCCCUUCGCCUCCUCCGCCACGAGCACAAAAUCUCAGUGAUGCUCCGCCUCCUGUGGCACAAACAACACAAUAUAAUAGGAAUUAUGGGAACAACUCAUAUUCUGCAUACUCGUCCUACGAUCCGUCGAAAAGAGUGACUCCGGCGGAUACUUCACCUCGAAUACAAGAUCCGCGUCCUCCUGAUAUUCCACGUCAUCAUUCGUUAGCUCCUGUAGAUUUAAACCAAUCUCCUUCGCCUAUUAGAAGGACGCAAAAAGAAGUUUACCCACACAGUCGUCGUCAGACUUCGACAAAUUUCCCGACUGCUCCAGAAACAACUCAUCUUCCGGUCCAUUCGUUGGCUCCUGUGGAGACAGCUAGAAGGUCUCCAUCCCCCGUUAGAAGAGCACGCAUAGAACUUGAUCCACGCAGUCGUCGUCAGACUACAACCGCUUUUCCGACAACCGCAGAAACAACUUACCUUCCGGUUCGUGAGUAUUCGAGAUUACCAAAUCCUCUACUAUCAGUUGCGCGUGAACCUACUCCAACUUCAGCACCCAAACCUUUGUCGCUAAACUCUCAGAAUCCUCGUCUAAGAUCGCAGGACAGGCGGCACAUGACAAUUGGUUACACGCAAAAUCAAUACCAGGUCAUUCAAAGGGCUCAAGAAGAAAUCAAAGCUGAGACAGAAAGGCAGGAAAACGAGAUAAAAGCAAAAUUGCAAGCAGAAAGAAGAGCCGAGGAUCAAAAGCGCUUUGAAGAAAGACGGAGAAUUCGGGAAGCUUCUGAGCUAGAAGCGAGGAAAAGAGUUGAAGAAUCUGCAAGGCUGGAAGCUGAGCGACUAGCCCUGGAAGCCGUUAUGAGAGCCGCACAACCGCCAGACGAAGAUGCCGACGUGGAGAAGUUCAUCCAAAAUCUCAACCAACGAAUCCAAGACUCACGGGAUUCAAAAAACUUGCAGGGCGCUCUUGUAGGGCGCCAUCAGAUUCCAAACCCUGCAACAAAUGCGGAAAAUCUCACAAAUGCGCUGAAUGAAGAAGAAGAAAAGGCAGUUGAAGGCCACAAUGAUCAAGUAGGGAUGUCUACACAAAACGCCGCCACCGCCGACAGCUCGGAGGUGCGUACGUUUCUCGAUCGUUUGAAAGAAAUGAAGAUUGACAAGAAUCAGAAUCGCAAAAAAUUUGCUGAAAAAUUCUACGAUCCAGAAGACGACGAUUCGGAACUCAAUUCAGUGACCAGCAUGAGCUCAUUUCUGUCUACAGUGCCUGAAGAGGACCCGGACACCACUUCACUUGAUAAUCAAUUCUAUCUAAUUGCUGAUUCACAGCCAAACCAUACUCCAACGCUACAGCCACGUGUCAUCUCUUACAUCCACGAUAUGGUGGACGGUAUCUUAUCAUGUUUGAAUAAGGCCGAUUUUGAAAAUGUUAUUUUCGAUACUCAAAAAACAUCGUCACAGCUGUACGAUGAAGACCUCUACGCCGACGCUACAAACUACAACCACCGUGCCAUUUCCGAAACUGCUCGUCAGUUCUUCACACCGCAAUCUUCGCCAGUCGACGAAACCAAUACAAACGAUUUCUAUAAUGACUCUUUAUAA
Caenorhabditis briggsae is the source of this 2046-nucleotide messenger RNA. The coding region runs from base 1 to 2046 and encodes 681 amino acids. Lineage: Eukaryota; Metazoa; Nematoda; Chromadorea; Rhabditida; Rhabditidae. The record is from RefSeq and is a predicted model, not a curated record. The transcript is spliced from 8 exons.